AUGGGCAAGCACAGUAAGAGAGGGAGUGAGAAGAAAGGAGGGAUGGAGAUGGUCAAGCUUAUGCUGCAAAAGCUGCAAAAGGGCUUCUCACCAUCUGCUAGGAGAUUCGAAUGCAACAACUACAGAUCAGAGUUUGAUGAAGAAGAAGUCAGAGACACUACAAUGCUGCCAGUGCCAGCAGAUGUGAAGGAAGGUCAUUUUGCAGUUUUUGCUGUCAAGGGUGCGGAGCAGAAAAGAUUCAUCAUUGAAUUGAGUUACCUGACUAACCCUGAAUUCUUGAGCUUGUUAACUCUGGCAGAAGAAGAAUUCGGGUUCAAACAACAGGGAGCCCUUGUUGUCCCUUGUCGGCCGGAUGAUCUCGACAGGAUUCUAGGAUUCUAG
Messenger RNA from Nelumbo nucifera (sacred lotus), 381 nucleotides. Its product is annotated as auxin-induced protein 6B-like. Gene Ontology annotation, biological process: response to auxin. Lineage: Eukaryota; Viridiplantae; Streptophyta; Magnoliopsida; Proteales; Nelumbonaceae. The record is from RefSeq and is a predicted model, not a curated record.